CGAGAAACUAAUCUUUUCUGAAAAAUCCGCCAUCUUGAAAAGAAAACACCACACCGGGCCGCCUCCUCCCAUUUUCCGAAAAAAUUAGGAGAAACAUUUUUUUUUACCUCACCUAACGCACUACAUGUAUUUGUAUGGCAUAAAACCGCGGCACGUUUACCCCUAGCUCAGUGCGGACAAAUCGUCGAGUGGGCCUAUAAUUUAGGCCUGUGACAAUCAAAAUGGCAUCGGAACCAGUUUGUGUCGAGGACUUCGAGUCAUACCUCGAGGCGAGAGUGUCGGACUGGCUCUGGUCGUUCUACAGAAGCGGAGCAGACCGUGAGCAGACGCUGCGAGACAACCCGCUGGCCUUUCAGAGGUAUCGUCUUCGACCGCGCUGUUUGAGGGACGUGUCUCAACGAGACAUCGGCACCUCUAUACUCGGUCAUCGCUUGUCAUUUCCCGUGGGUGUGUCUCCCACGGCCUGUCAUGGCUUUGUGCACGAGGAUGGAGAAGUUGCAACUGCAAAGGGGGUAUCCAAUGCUGGAUCUGCCAUGAUUCUGAGCAUGUGGUCCAACAAGAGUCUGGAGGACGUGGCUGCAUCUGUGAAACCUGACACGCCACUGUUGCUGCAGCUUAACCUCAUACGCGACGAAAGCGGCAGACUAGAGGCGGUGAUCAGACGGGCCGAGGCAGCAGGCUUCAAAGCUCUGGUGGUGACGGUAGACCAACCAGUUACGGGAAAAAGAAUUCACACUAGACGAAAGAAAAUAGAUUUUGACCCGACUGCGUACAGCUUUCCGCAGGUUCUACUGCCUGAAGAGAAAAUGACGGCAGAGAAAGCUGGAGAAUUACUUGACGGGACGCAGGUUCUGACGUGGAAGGACAUAUUGUGGCUUAAAGAAAUUACGUCACUUCCGGUCGUGCUGAAAGGUAUUCUCACAGCUGAAGAUGCAAAAAUAGCUGUGAAGCAUGGUGCCGCUGGUAUCCUGGUGUCUAACCACGGUGGCCGGCAGCUGGAUGGGGUACCAGCUACCAUCGACGUCUUGGCUGAGAUAGUCGACGCCGUACGUGGCUCCAAUGUUGAGGUGUAUCUUGACGGCGGAGUACGUAAGGGCACCGAUGUCCUCAAGGCCCUUGCUCUGGGAGCACGAGCCGUCUUCGUCGGCCGACCUGCACUCUGGGGGCUCGCCUAUGACGCUGAAAAAGGAGUUCAAAAGGUUCUUGAGAUCCUGAAAGACGAAUUCAGCCGGGCGAUGGCCUUAUGUGGUUGUUCAUCAGUAGCGGAUAUCACAUCCGAUUAUAUCACAACACCGCCAUACGGCAAGGUGUAGAACUACACUUUGAGCCUGUACCUACUGGAAUGGGAACGGCAAAGACCAGGACUUUUUUUGGCGUCAAAGUUCCUGCGCUCCAUGGCAACACUGACAGGGUCCCUCUUACGCCUCAGGUGGUCCUGAGGACAAACAGAGCCUCCUUUCG
Patiria miniata (bat star) is the source of this 1461-nucleotide messenger RNA. Its product is annotated as hydroxyacid oxidase 1-like. The record is from RefSeq and is a predicted model, not a curated record. The transcript has 9 exons. Gene Ontology annotation, molecular function: oxidoreductase activity; FMN binding. NCBI's taxonomy places the organism in Eukaryota, Metazoa, Echinodermata, Asteroidea, Valvatida, Asterinidae. The coding region runs from base 222 to 1313 and encodes 363 amino acids.